This is a messenger RNA of Bombina bombina (fire-bellied toad), 1099 nucleotides long. Its product is annotated as membrane-bound transcription factor site-1 protease. Lineage: Eukaryota; Metazoa; Chordata; Amphibia; Anura; Bombinatoridae. The transcript has 3 exons. Bases 109 to 588 code for a protein of 159 amino acids. The record is from RefSeq and is a predicted model, not a curated record.
UUAAAAGCUGACUGAAUGUUGUACCGCGCUGCAUUGAUUUUGGAUAUUUAGAAAUCUAUCAGGAUGGCAGCAGCUAUGCCAAGCUAGAAGGUGCUGCACAUCCAUAUUAUGCUUUCUAUGUUAAUAUUUGCAGGCAAUCAUCUUCAUCGCUAUUCUAAGGUAUUAGAGGCACAUCUAGGGGACCCCAAACCCCGCCCUCUCCCAGCCUGUCCACAUUUGUCCUGGGCAAAACCACUUCCUCUUAAUGAAACAGCUCCCAGUAACCUGUGGAAGCAUCAGAAACUGCUAUCUAUAGAUCUGGACAAGGUGGCUCUACCAAACUUCCGAUACAAUAGACCACAAGUGAGACCUCUGUCCCCUGGAGAGAGUGGUGCAUGGGACAUUCCUGGAGGUAUCAUGCCUGGACGUUAUAAUCAGGAUGUAGGCCAGACCAUUCCAGUUUUUGCUUUCUUGGGUGCAAUGUUUGUUCUGGUAUUCUUUGUGGUCCAAAUAAACAAGGCUAAGAGCAAGCCAAAGAGAAGGAAACCUCGAGUGAAGCGCCCUCAGCUCAUUCAACAAUUCCACCAAAUAAAGACUCCGUCUGUCUAAGUAGCUACAUCAUGAUCUGCUAAAAGCUGAACCGGUUGGACACUGUGCACGGCCAGCUCUGCACUGAAAAAGCAGCCUUAUUGCAGCUCUUAGCACCGGCAAUUGACCCUCGUCAAGGGGCAGGAGUGUUCCAAAGACUCAAUACAUUUUAAUGGGCUCUAAAGUGGACUUUCCUAUAGGAAAAUAUACAGAUCUCAAUUACUGACCAAACUGAAGCUUGGUGGGAAUCAUUUUUUUUAUAUUUAUUAUGUAAAGGAAGUCCCUUUUUUAAGGGCUAAUUUCUACCAAAAAAAGACAUUGGGUGGAAUGCAAUGUUGUACAAGAACCUGUGCUCAGCACAAACCAAAUCAAGAUGGGGAAUAUUUUAAUAGGUGUUCAGUUGUUCACCCCAAUCAGUGACUUUUAUUUUUAUAAAGAUCUCUGCCAGUUUUGUAAAUUUUGGUCAUUAUUUCACCAUUGUUGGUGGAGUGAGUUUUCAAUAAAUAUGCAUCAUAUAAUGAAGCAAAACCUA